Molecule: messenger RNA, 8724 nt
Organism: Hirundo rustica (Barn swallow)
Lineage: Eukaryota; Metazoa; Chordata; Aves; Passeriformes; Hirundinidae
Gene: NEK7
Product: NIMA related kinase 7
Exons: 10
Coding region: 132-1040 (302 amino acids)
Biological process (GO): protein phosphorylation
Molecular function (GO): ATP binding; protein kinase activity
Source: RefSeq, a predicted model, not a curated record
CGCCGCCGGCGCGGCCCCGGACUCGAGGCGUCGGAGAAGCCGGGCAGGAGCGGCGGCCGGUCCCGGUGUCCCGCGGCAGGAGCAGGCGGAGCCAGGCUGGCCGGACAUAAGGGACAUUGUGGCGUGAUAGAAUGGAUGAACAAUCACAAGGGAUGCAGGGGCCUACUGCUCCACCAUUUCAGCCACAGAAAGCCUUACGACCUGAUAUGGGCUACAAUACGCUUGCUAAUUUCCGAAUAGAGAAGAAGAUCGGCCGAGGGCAGUUCAGUGAAGUUUACAGAGCAACCUGCCUGCUGGAUGGGGUACCAGUGGCUCUGAAGAAGGUUCAGAUAUUUGAUUUAAUGGAUGCCAAAGCCCGCGCUGACUGCAUCAAAGAAAUAGAUCUUCUUAAGCAACUGAACCAUCCAAAUGUAAUCAAAUAUUAUGCCUCAUUCAUUGAAGACAAUGAACUGAACAUAGUGUUGGAAUUAGCAGAUGCUGGAGAUCUCUCUAGGAUGAUAAAGCAUUUUAAGAAACAGAAGAGGUUGAUUCCUGAAAGAACAGUUUGGAAGUACUUUGUUCAGCUUUGCAGUGCCUUGGAACAUAUGCAUUCUCGUCGUGUUAUGCAUAGAGAUAUAAAGCCAGCAAAUGUAUUCAUUACAGCUACAGGAGUAGUAAAGCUGGGAGACCUUGGACUUGGUCGAUUUUUCAGCUCCAAAACCACAGCUGCACAUUCUUUAGUUGGUACACCUUACUAUAUGUCUCCAGAGAGAAUACAUGAAAAUGGUUACAACUUCAAGUCUGACAUCUGGUCUCUAGGCUGUUUGCUCUAUGAGAUGGCUGCACUGCAGAGUCCCUUUUAUGGUGAUAAAAUGAACUUGUACUCUCUGUGCAAGAAGAUAGAACAGUGUGACUACCCACCUCUCCCUUCAGAUCACUAUUCAGAGGAACUGCGACAAUUAGUUAAUAUGUGCAUCAACCCGGAUCCGGAGAAGCGCCCAGACGUCACCUACGUGUACGAUGUAGCGAAACGUAUGCACGCACACACCGCCAGCAGCUGAGCAGCCAGCAGAGCCCUGGGAAAGCAGCAGCGAGAACCGAGUGCUUGAAACAAAUCAUCCCGCCUCUCCGUGUGUGUUACACCAAUGUAAUUAUUUGAAGCUUACUGUUGUGCUUUGAAUUGUAAACCAAUUUAUCUCCAAGCUUUGUUGUUUUCCGUUUAUUUCUGGGUUUUGUAUUUUGUACUAACUUGCAGUUGUACAACAGGUUGAAAUAUGGAAAGCGUAAUUUUAAGGCGCCGUGAAUCGCUGUUUCCACGUUAGUGGGUUCAAGUAUAUGUUCUGUAAUGACAAAAUUGUAUUCGGUUGGGCCUCAGUUCUAAAACACAGUUGCACUUUUGCACAUGAUACAGAUAUUAGGCUUAUUAUCAAGAAGCAAAAUGUCUGAAUCUCUCACCUUUUUAGUAAUUUAUGAAAAGUAUGAAUCAGCGCAGUGAAAUUUAUUUUAGUCUUUGUUCCGAGAGGAACAUAAUUAUUACAGGAUCUUACUGUAUUUUAUGUUGAAUUGUACUUUCCAGUUCUUGCUGUAAGAGUAGGCAAGGAAUAGAAUUUGUUAUCUGCUUGCCAAAUGCAAUGGAAAAAUAAUUUCAGGAGAAAUUGUCGUGCUGAAAUUUUUGUAACAUCCGCUUUUGUUUUUUUAGUUUCUCAUAAUACACAAAACAUUUGUUGAAGGUUUUCUGGGAAAAUUUAAGGUGUCGAUUCAGCAAUCUGGUCAUUUUCACUGGACUUGUGCAGCACUGCCUUGGGGCAGUGGGAGUCUGCAUAGUUCAGUCUUACAAACAUGCAGAUGCUUCUUGCAGCCAAUAGGGUUCUUUUGUGGCUGUCCUGUGAGCAGGUCUGAUUAAAAGAUAUGAUCUUUAAGUUACAACUUCCCAGCUGUUUGUGUAUAUGUCACUGUUUGUAGAUUUUUGUGUUUAAAAUAAUUUGAGUGUCCUUACAGUAUAUUUAAAUUUGAAUAUUUUUUUUUUCUAAAUACUGAAAUCUUUUGGCAAAGAUAUAAUAGUCUAGUAUAACACAAAAUGUAUUCUACAUAAAUAUAUGAUUAUUGUAUACUGUAUCCUGAGACUUAGUUUUAUAUUUAGCAGAAGUAAAUUAUAGCUUUUUUGUUUAAGAGAAAGUUGCCAUGCCUUAAUUUGGGAAAUAAUUAUAUAUGCAAACUGUCUUACAGAUACUUUAUUAGUUUAAAAGGAAAUUCUGAAUAUUUUUGUUAGACCUUAGUGCCUUUUGGGGUAUGCGUGUAUGAUAUUUUCAUUGUUAAGGAAGGAAUGUGUCUUGUUUUCAAGUGUGGUAAAAAUGGAGAGUGAAUUGAAAUUCCUUGAGUUUCAAGACUGAACUUUUUUUACAGAACUGUCAAAAGGUAAUUGUUAUCAGUGAUAGCAGCUAAGGAGCUGUUACUGUCAGUUAAGUCUUUUUCUUUAUGUGGGUAAAAAGUUAGGUCAGAUAAAAGCAGCAGUAUGUACAUACACAUCUAGGUUCUAGAUGCAGUCACAUCCCUGCAUGCUCAGAUUUGUUUUGCUUGUUUGUUUCUCUGUGCAGCUGUAAUUUUUAUUUGAUAUAAUGCUCAAAGAAAAAAAAAAUUGUGGAGUUUGUGUUCAAGGGAGGGUCAGGGAUGUUUUCAGUUUUGUAUUUUUUAAAACUAUAAAUACUAUGAAAAUUGUGUUUAAAAAAAAAAAAGGGAGUUUUUAGAUGGUAUGUGCCAGAUCAUCAGCUCAUCUUAAUUACAUACUUUUUUAUUUUUUUGUUUCCAUUUUUUUUAAGGACAAAUUGUAUGAAACCAUAGUUUUAUUUCUCACGUCUGUGUGCACUUAACCUUAUAGAACUUCUGUGGAACAAUUUGUUGGAAAGUAAUUGAGGAUUGUUGGUCUGUGUUUAGCAACCUCUAGGUUUGUUUUCAUUUAUUAAAUGGUUAUAUAAUUUAAAACAUGAUGAUUAUAUUCUGUAACAAUGUUUCACGUGUCAUAGAAUGAAAUGCUUUGUAUUGAAAAAGGCAGCACAAUAGUUGCUUGACUGCCAGAAUUUAUUCUUAAUAUGCACAAGUACUCUUUUUUUUUUUGUUUUUUUUUUUUUUUUGAAAUGUGCUAGAACAUUUAAAAAUCGCCAAAAACCCCAAAUGCAAUGCAGGCUAUUUUUAUCUAAUAUUGUGCAUAAAGUAUUGAACUUUUCCUGCCAGAAACUGCUGAUAGAUAUCCCUCCCCUGGAAAGGUAUGUUGAGUAAAAGAAUCAUGAGUUAAGAGUUAGCAAAUGUAAAGAAUCAUGAGUUAAGAGUUAGCAAAUGUGCAUACUCAAGCAUUUAAAUUUUUUAGCAAAGUGGGGGAUUUUUAGUAGUUAUGAUCAAAUACUAUGCUGAGGAAAAGAAAUAGUUGUUCCUGACUUAAAAUCUGUGAAAUGAAUGCUGCACCUGACUGGUACCAAACUCUAAUUAAAAAGCCAAUGUGGGUUAAUAAAACUGCUUAAAUAAAUGGGGAUUGUAGAGUCUCUCCCUAAAAUAAAAUACCCAGUAACAUAUGAAAAUUAUAAUUUUUGUUAUAUCACUCCAGUGUAUGCUGUGUGCUUAUAAAAUAUUUUCUUUUCUAAACUUCCAUCCCAUUUUUCAUGUGUUGAUUAUAACAUUUGGCACUGUUUGUUUCAGUCUGUGGCAUUAUGUGUUUAUUUUCUUUAAGGAAAACAUGUUACAUUUCUGCCCAAAAUGUCUGACCAUCUCCUCCUUUUAUUUCAGUAAUGCUCCAGUAUUAACUUGUGUCAGGAGUGAACUUUGUGCUUUGAAUGACAUUGCAUAAAUUCCCUUUGUGUCAAAAGCUCCCCUGCUGUGCAGUAAUCCAGUAGAAAUAAAGCAUACAGGUAUUAAUUGUAAUGUAAAAAUUAAAGUGUUUCUAUGAUAUUUUUUCAAAUUUUUCUUUUUUAGAUAUGUAUAUAUUACAGUAGAUGCUGCCUGUUUUGUGGACAACUUGCUGCUUUCAGUAGUUGAUUCUAGGUGAGACUUCUAGACUGUAAGAAAAAACCAGCAUACUAAAAAAAUAAUUUUUGUAUUAUUUGUCAAAAUAUUAUCUAAAAAUACCACAUCCAAUAUAAUGUGUGUUUUAAGUGAAAAUUUUAAAUUAAAAUUAAAAUUAUUUGCAGGCCAUAUUAAAAUACAUGAUAAAGCAUAAAAAUAACAAAGAGUUCCCAUUAUGGCCCCAGUCCUGUGAGCUCAUGUUUAUAUUUCAGCUGGUUUUUAUGUAAUUUCAGUCGUUUUGAGUGAACCACAUCUACACACAUGAAUAAACAGUAAUCAGUAGGAUAGAUAGCAAUGAUGUGCUCAGCUCACUUUUUCUAGUUUCUGCGUGUCCUUGGUUUGGUAGCAGAGAAUAAUUUGGGUUUUUUCCCCUCUUUCGUUGCACUCCUAAUGAUCCAGCUCCCAAUUGUAUGAGCAGGCAGUAGAAGGGUGUUUUUUUGUAAUGAGCAGAAACUUUAAAAACAUGCCAGUAUAGCAGGAGGUGAAAUGUGGUAUUAGAAGUGUCUGAGAAGGCUGGUGUUUUAUUCAUGCUCAUGAUUAAGAAAGCCGUAGAGUGAAAUUCUUGACAGAGGCUUGGAAAUGGAGAGGAACUUUAAUGCCAUUGGUUCUCAGAUACCUCUGAAUGGGACCCAGAAUCGCAGGGAUGUUUGUUUGCAGCAAUCUGUCUGCUGAAUCUCUUAUCUUUGCUGUUAUACAGUGUGAUGAGAAUCUCAACAGCUGGGCUGGAGUGCUGGUGAAUGCUGCGUUGGCUUGUGAGCUUGUAGGAACAGGAGGAGAUGUGAGGGAGAGUCAACGAAGGCCUUCGGGUCCUGUUUUGUGAAGACAUAAAGGUGCUGGAUGGCAGAGGUCAAAUCACUGUUUUUUCAUAAUUUUUAAUAGUCUUUAUUAGUCUUUACCUACUUCAACAGUCAAAAUUUUCCCAACCCAGCCAUAUCCCCACAUUAUCUAGCCAGUGGCACUGUGGGUCUUUUGAAUUUCUGAUCUCUGGUUUGAUCUUGGUGAGUAAAUCUUUCUGGCAAGGAGGGAAAUAGGGGUGCUGACUCUGCCUGGUGGGGUGCUACUUAUGUUUCUGAACAUGACUCAAAUAUAGAUAUUUAGAGGGUUUUUUUAAACUUUAUUCCCUUCUCUGAUGCUUUUGAAAAAAUAUUUUCCAUUUAUAUUCACCAUUAAAGUUCUGUGACUCCUGGCUUCUGCUUUGUCAGUCGUGUUGUCAGCCCUACCCUCUUCCUUGUCUGAAGUCCUGUGUGUUUUGUUUUCCUCGUGGUCAUUAGUCUGCAUCUGUCUUUGUGAUUUUGCUAAACUCAACUCAUUUCUCUCCAGAUUUCAUCCCUCCCCAUGGGCAAGCCCAGUUCCUUUCCCCUGAUCAGUACUUUAUUCCUUUGUUCUUCAUUCUGUUCUUCCAGCCCAGUGGCUCUGAUUUCUAGUUUUAGAUAGGUUUUCUCACUGCCUCAAUCAUUCCCAUGACCUUGUCUUUACUAAAUACUGUUCACUUUAUUAUCUCUCAUUUCUAAAUUCCCUUUCUCUGAUCACUACCUGCUCUCUUUCAGCUUAUCUGUCUUUCUCUUUCCUCUACCCUGUCACUCACCCCUUUUGGGAUCUCCAGUCUAUUAACCUUUUUGACUCCUUCAUCUUCACUGCUGCCUCCUUCCUUCAUUGGCCUCACUUCUUUUGACUCACUGGUCUUUAUUUUUAUCUCUAUCUGCUGCUCUGUACAUGAUGUCUCUGGCUGCUUCUCAUUCUGCCCUGUCUCUGUUCCUCCCUCCAGACAUACUCUCUUGUAAUUUCUUAAUUUCCAUUCCAGCCUUUCUGAAUAUCAGAAGAGUGUGUCAGCACAACACAGCUUUGGACUCAGCUUUGCCUUACCUGCUUCAAUGCUCUUCCCAAGUGGACUUUUUAAUCACUUUUAUCUCACUUUUUUUUUUUCUUGUUGAGCUUGCUUGCAGAUCUGCUUUUCAUUUUUGUUCUCCAUCCAUUUUUGAUACAAAAAUUUCAAUCCUGAUUUUGUUGCAUGACAAGAUCCUUUUCAAAGUUGUUUUUAUUCUCAAGAUCUCUUUCUGAACUGAGCUUCUCUGCCUCUUAACUGUGCAAGUUUGGCUCUUUUAUUUCUGUAUCUUUUAUGCCUCUCAUUCCUUGCAGUGAAUUACUUCUUCCUUCAGUAGCAACCAAGCUUCUCUUUCAUCUGCCUUUAAGGGGGUGGUGCCCAUCAUCAUAACUGUUUCUGGUUUUAAUACUUUGUCCUUUUUUCCUCCCUCUCAUGUAAUUUCAUGUACCUGAACACCCUCUCUCCGGUUUGUUUUUGGAUUUCUUUAUGUUGCACUUUAUUUGAAUUCUCCAAAAAUCUAGUGCUCCUCCCCCCUAGUCUGGUUCUCUCUGGUUCUAUCACCAGAUAAUUCCUUUAGUAUCCAGCCAGCCUCAGACCUGUUCAGAUUCAAAGAUCUAAUUUUUAUUUCUGACUCCCCCUAGACUGCUUCCUAACAUCCCUGACAAUUUUACUUGCCUGUUUUCCAAGGCCACAACCUUUCUAACUCUGAUACUUCUCCCAUGCCUGUGUAUCAAAUGUCUCGGAGUUAGAUGUAUCAGAAUCCAGCCCCCUUUAUCUGUUCUUUCUUAUCUUUUAUCUUCACUGAUUUAACCUCUGUGUCAUUUUAGCUUUUUUUUCUCCCUUCAAAGUAUCAAAAUUGACAGGACUAAACUGUCACUGGGCUUUCACUGUUUUGUGUGCUGAAGAAGGAACUCCACCAAAUUACAACUUGUUUUGUGUUUUAAAGAGACCCAAUCCCACAAAUCUGAUCUUAUUUCAGUACUGUAGAGUUGGAAUAGAUUGUUUCUCCAAGUAUGUUGAAAGUUCUUGAAUUUGGGCCUUUACUUUUCCGUCAUUUCAGAUAAAGAGAUUUUUCCCUUUACUUUUCUGUCAUUUCAGAUAAAGAGAUUUUUCCCUUUACUUGCUUUAUAUUUAUUUUGUGUAACUUUGACUUGUCUUGUUCCUGCACAUACAGCUAACAGUUGUUUUCUUGCUAUAGCAACUUGAUUUCAGUACUUUUAACUAUUGCUUGAAACAAGAAAGUGCCUAAGAACUUCCCUGGCUGGACCCAUAGUUGGGCACAACGCUCCUCUCUGUUCCUGUGCCACCCAGUGCAGGGCAGAGCUCAGUGCUCUUCUGCUUCUCUACCCACACUACCCUAACAUAAAGCUAAACCAAAGCUGCCUCUGUGGUGGGUGCAUGGUUUUCUGUGUGGGUGCACGAGCUGACUUCACGCUUUUAGCAGGCUUUCAGAGGUGGAAGAUUGUGUGUUUGCAGAGAUUCACUCUUGGUCAAAUUGUCUGGCCUUUGAGUGCUCAUAAUUAUCCUGAGAUAUGUUGAGAUUGAGAAACGAAAAUCCCCGUAAAACUGAGAAGUUUAGUGUUUUGGAACUGGGGGGUAUAGAGGUGAAUGUCACAUUUGGUGUGGGCAUACCCACACACGUUUAUUGACUUUUUAUUUGCACCAGAGUAAUUAUUUUGUUUUAGAGGAUCAGUUGUUUGCUGGCACAAAAAAAAAAAAUUCUAGUUCUUUUCAGGUUUUAUAUUUACUCCCUGUUGCCUGCUUGUGUCACAUGAUGCAGUUAAUUCUUCUACAGCUGCUUUAGUGAUGGGUGUUGGCCUUGCAUCUUUUGUCUAAUUGUGAUUUUCUGUCAUAUGGAAUUAAAAAUAGGAAAUUGAGUCCUUCCUGAUAGUUCCACUUGUUUUACAUUUAAACCCUAGCAACAGAAAGAGGUCUCAAACAGGAAGAGAAAUGGUCCCCAGGGUAAAAGAAAUGUUCUGGGGUUCCUUACUCCCUUUCCACCUCCCAGCCCCUGUUUCUCUGGCUUCCCUGGGACACUUGCAGGGGAUAUGGCACUGCCAGUGUAUCAAGGGCCAGUAGAAACUUUCUCAGUGUGGACAGGAAAUCUCCCAGUUUAAAAUGCCUGGGAAUAUAUUUGGUAUUGUUAUUCACCUGAUAAUUGAAAAUGUGUAAAGAGCAAUUAAAAAAUCUGGGUUUGCUGUUACAAAAAGAAUUUUAAAUCAUGCAAAAGCCUUUUAAUGUGGUGUUGGUCUUCUUCAGUACACUUAAUUUGGUGCUUGUUUCUUUGAUUUCAGUCAUGCUGGACUGCUGUAAAGAUGAUUCAUUAAAGAUGAGUGUUGCUUUUUUUGUUGGGAGUGGGGAAAACAGGAGGCAUUUACUGAUUUGUUUGAAUUCGGCUGCUGAUUGUGCUUGAGUUGAAUUUUAUAAUCAUUCAGAGUGGAAUGGACCUCUAGAGAAGUCUCUAGUCUAGCUUUCUGCUGAGAGCUGAGUCAGUGCUGAAUUCAGAGCAGGGCUCAAGGCUUCAGCAAGAUCUAGAAACCCUCAAGGGAGGGUGAUUGUGCAGCUUCUGUGGGCAGCCUGCUCCAGUGUCUCGCUGUAAACCUUGUGUGCCUUGUGUGCAGCCAGAACUUCCUCAGUUACAAGUUAUAGCCAUUCUUUGUUCUUCGGCCACUCCUCAAAUGUUCUUUAUAUUGCAGAAAGGUAAGUCAAGUAUUGGAACAAAGAGAGAACUUUGGAUGUUCUAUUUCCUGAAAAUUUGUUAUUGCUGAUAAAUAUGUUCACGCAGUACUUCUGCAUCCUAUAUGAUGUGUACACCAUACUCAUUUGCAACUCGAGUGUAAAAUAAAACUUUUGGCAGUAAAACUUGAUACAAA